ACCGUGUUUAUGUGGAGUUCAGUCGCGAGCUUUGACGCGUGGGCGAGUUACGUGGGGCAAUAUCAUGUGACACAGCCUAGAUCUUUCGGAUUUGGGGAACCUGGUUAGGUAUACGACACCGCUCCAGACAGGCCAUGAUCGCAUCACAGCUCAUCUCGGUAUCUUUUGAUAAGGAACACCCUCGAAUACGCGCUUCUAUCGCAUUUUCGUUUCCGGCUGCUUCGAUUACUUUAUUCUACCCUAAUUGUUACUCAACAUGAUUUAUACUUAGAAGAUUAAACUACAAUAGUUUACAGUGGCACCUCUGUCGUUCCUCAGUGUUCGCCCACCACCGCCAUCGCUGAAUUCGAACUGGAAAUGAUCCUAGAACUGCUCGAAGGUUUCCGAUUGUGACUGCAAACGCAGCUUGGAUCGGAGCAAGAGCGAUAUUCGACCUGAUCCAUUCUGGUUUCAAAUCAACACAGAUCUAAUGGGAUGAACCAAGCCUCUAUAUCUCCUGACAGUCUUUCACAGACAACUCAAUAAACGAUGGAAACCUCCUCAUCCCAGCCGAUACUGGCACAGAUCCUCCAUCCUGGCUCACCUACAGAGCAUGUCACUGCUUUAAGGACCUUAAAGAAUGAUAUUAUUGGCCACCAACAGAGGAAGGAGGCUUGGGUAGGCCUCGGAAUUUUGGAUUCAAUAGUGCAAGCCUCGGCUUCCACAGAAAGCAGACAGGACAGCAAGUUGGGUCAGGAACCAGCGCGGGAUACCGAAUCAUUGAGCGAAGAGGAGACUCUGAGACUACAGGCUCUUUCCAUCCUUGGGAGCUUGGCAUAUGGUGGACCACCAUUCAUAGAACCAUUGCACUGUGCAUCCGCUCUGCCUGCCAUACUGUCGAACCUUUGUCCGUCUACAAACCCGCCGCAAUUGGUUGCGACGGCGCUGCAGGCUCUGUCUAACUUGACAGAGUCAACUUGCUUAUCACUGGCAUCAAGUUCCUUCAGCAUUACCUCGCUUGCCGAUGCUGUUUUAUCUACCCCUCAUGUUGGCUCUAUGUACAAAAUCUUCAGCCAAUCGUCGACAUUACCUCAUACACGCAGCCAAGUAUGUCUUGCGGCAUCUUUGAUAAGUAAACUUUGUCAAAACGAACGCCAUCAGUCAAUCCUUGUUAAUGCUGGGGUAUUAGAUGCUCUUGCCACUAGACUGGCUGGAAUUAUAGCCCUUCAGGGACUGGUUAUUCCCGGGGCUGAUGCGACGGUAGAGAAAGAGGGCCUCUUAAACAAGUUCCCCUACGCAGAAGGUUCUGAGGGUGCCGACCUUGCGAUCAUUCUGGAAUGCAUCGGUAUUAUUGUAGCUGAUUCGAAGCUACUAGCUUGCCAGCUUAUUUAUUCCAGUGCUAUACUUGCUGUGUUCCCCCUUUUCCCAAUAACUGAUUUUGCUCCAAACCGAUCAACCAAAGCAGCAUGGGCUGCCUUCAAUGCCUCUGACCCAUCAGGCAGACAGUUACAAAUGAAUGCCGUCGAUUAUCUGAUCCCCAACGUUUCUACGAGCUACACAAACAGUGUUUCUGGCAUCGGUUCUGCAUUUCCUCCCUUGGGAACACAAGGGCCGUCUGAUUCCAUCAUGCAAGACAGCGGUUCCAAGACAGCCGCGUGGCCUCACCGCAACCCCGCGAGCACCGAACUACCACCUGGUAGUAGCGGGGUAGGCGACGCCGAAGAGCCUGAAAGCCCAUUGGUACCAUAUUUGAUAUGGCUUAUGAGGUCUAGCACUGACAUUGGUCGGCUAAUGGCAGCAUACCUCCUGGCAGGGCUAUACAGGGCAGGGGUUACAGCCAAAUCCAGAGAGAUAUCAAUCGGACUGUUGGUCAUCCCGAUAUUGGUUGGUUUACUUGAACGCACAGCGGAACACUCCACAACCAACGAUGCACGACAGACUGCCAAACUGUGGCUGCUCAUGGAACGCACGCCUGCAGUAAUUGCGAAGCUGAUUAUCGACAGCGAAUACCUACAAAAAUCAGCGUAUGACGCUGGAAUUAUUACCAAGCUUGCAAGGAUGAUGAAAUCUUCAUAUGACCGGGUGCCAACCAACCAUGAAGCCCGUACAUGGUCAUCAGGCGGCUCUUCUUCUGAGGUCGAUAAGGAUAGUGUGCAUACGUCAAGGUCAUCAAAACUUGGAGACAGUGGGUUUUCCGCCCUUCUUGUUCACAAGAUCAGGGUCCGCGAAAGCGUGCUGAGAGCAAUUGCGGCUCUUGUUCCCUUCAAGGAUGAAUACCGAAAAUCCAUUGUGGAUCAAGGCACCAUGCCAUUUAUCGUCGAGUCACUAAAACCACACCGUGAGAAACCGUCACACAAAGUAGAAACAACCCCGAAAACAAGCGCAGGCGAAGCAUCUAGCCUUAACUCUGGGUUUGGGAUAAACCCAACUUCUGUCCUCAUCGCGGCUUGUGGCGCUGUUCGCCAUCUGUCGCGCUCAGUUAGCAUAUUGAGGACGACCCUAGUGGAUAAUGGGGUCGUCAUGCCGAUUUUUAAUCUUCUGAGCCAUUCGGAUAUCGAAGUUCAGAUAGCGGCAACUGCGACGGUGUGUAAUAUUGUCACUGAGUUCAGUCCGAUGCGUGAAACAAUUUCGGCCGCCGGCGUUUUGAAAAUCCUUUGCCAGCACGCGCACUCGGCCAACGUAAAUCUUCGUCUUAAUGCGCUUUGGGCGUUGAAGCAUUUGGUGCAGUCCGCUGGAAAUGAUAUCAAAAUGGCGUGUGUCGAAGAACUUGGACAGGGUUGGCUCGUACAACUCAUCUGUGAAGAUACAGAGGAUGAUGCCGCUUAUACGUUGUCCACGACGAGAUCGACAGCUGUGGACCAGGACAAUGAUGUCCAUAUGAACUACUCAUACGACGAAGACUAUAAGCAAAAAAUGGCAGAUACUGCAACCGGUGUGAGCUCCGCAAACAAAAGCCCAGGCUUUAGCCAAAAGUUCCCAGAGUCCGAAAGGGCCAGAUCAAUUUCAGGUUCGACGAGUCAACUUGUGAAUUCCCGUUUUGCAGCUCUUCAACAAGGAGAGCUUAGCCCGGGAAAAAAGGCACGCGAAAACGAUACCGCAGUGCAAGAGCAAGGUCUUGACCUGAUUCGAAACCUCAUUGGCGCCUACAAUAGUACUGGACCGGCUGAGAACUCCGAUAUGAUUGACUUCCUCUUCCAUUCGUUUGGCCAGGACCAAAUAUUUGAAAUUUUGGCAUCUAAGUUGAGGCCGAAAGUUAUAAAUCCAUUCAGCAAACGUGGUUUAGAUAACGGAACUGGCAAUGGCGAGACAAGAAUUGUGCCUCCUCAGCCAGAAAUUAUCACGUCUGUCGAAUACAUACUAGCUAACGUAGCUGCAAGUGUUCCUCGGCACCGACAGCAGGUUGUGGCCCAGACAGAACUGCUAAAGCUUGUAUUGGAACAAUCCAGCCAUCCAGACAAGGAGGUUCGGCUGGCUCUUUGCUGGCUUGUCAUCAACCUGACGUGGGUUGAAGAUGACCAAGACACUGUGACUCGCACUCAACGGGUCCGAGAGUUGACAAAGUUGGGGUUUCUUGCGAAAAUGGAAGUUCUUGAGCGAGACUGCGAUUUAGAUGUUCGCGACAGAGCAAAGACCGCCCUUUGGCAAAUGAAGCAGACUGUUCCAGCUUCAUCACGAUAAGCCCAUAAACAGCAGCGCCUCAGCUUAGUUUGUAUAUGUUCCGGCCCAACCGUGAACUGAGCUGGUUCAUGAACUGGCCGGCACAACCAGAAGUAGGAGUAAUCAAUUGAUCUAUAUAGCUACGUUUCCUGCUGUAACGUAGAUCGUGGUCCGGCUACAUGGCCAGACCGGCUAUUUCAAUUUUACAGGUAAAUUCACAAGCAAAUUCACAUCACGUGAUAUAUAAUUCAAACUUGUAAUAAUUACUUUAAUUAACUUGCUAGAGCUUACUG
Pseudogymnoascus destructans is the source of this 3929-nucleotide messenger RNA. RefSeq lists its product as uncharacterized. Gene Ontology annotation, biological process: proteasome-mediated ubiquitin-dependent protein catabolic process. Lineage: Eukaryota; Fungi; Ascomycota; Leotiomycetes; Thelebolales; Thelebolaceae. The transcript is spliced from 3 exons. The record is from RefSeq and is a predicted model, not a curated record. Bases 529 to 3657 code for a protein of 1042 amino acids. Gene Ontology annotation, molecular function: protein binding. Gene Ontology annotation, cellular component: GID complex.